GGCCCAGGAUGGGCCGGGAGGCGGGUCCACUUAAAGGCUUGGGCACUAGCAGCCCGUCGGCCGACAGGUGCCGGUUUAGCGGACCAGGCGCUCCACCCCACGACGCCCAUCUCGGGGGCUGGCUGUGGGGGUGGGCCGUGCUGCCUGACAAGGCUGGUGAGCCUCCCAGGCAGAAUGGAGGCCGUGGCUCACCAGGGCUCCCGGACCCCUCUGGAAUUCGGGGGACCUCUGGGCGCUGCGGCACUGAUGCUGCUGCUCCCGGCCACCGUGUUCCACCUGCUCCUGGUGGCCCGCUCCGGGCCGGCGCGCCUCCUGGGCCCGCCCCCCUGCCUGCCAGGGCUCGGGGCGCUGUGGAGCCCGCAGGCGCUGCUGCUGUGGCUCGCCUGGCUCGGCCUGCAGGUGGCGCUCUACUUUCUGCCGGCGCGCAAGGUGGCCGAGGGGCUGGAGUUGAAGGACAAGAGUCGGCUGCAGUACCCCAUUAACGGCUUCCAGGCCCUGGUGCUGACCGCCUUGUUGCUGGGGCUAGGGGUGUCAGCCGGGCUGCCCCUGGGGGCCCUCCCUGAAAUGCUCCUGCCUUUGGCGUUCGCCGUCACCCUCACUGCCUUCCUCUUCAGCCUCCUCCUCUACCUGAAGGCCCUGGUAGCUCCUGUCUCAGCCCUGGCACCUGGGGGGAACUCAGGUGAGAGAGAUCCCGUGGGAUCAACGAUGGGGACACAUGGGGGCGCUUGCCCAGCACUUUCACCCUCUUGCUAUUCUUCAGGUAAUCCCAUUUACGACUUUUUCAUGGGAAGGGAGCUCAACCCGCGCAUCUGCUUCUUGGACCUCAAAUAUUUCUUCGAACUGCGGCCUGGCCUCAUAGGCUGGGUUCUCAUCAACUUGGCGCUGCUGGUGCAGGAGGCAGAGCGACGGGGCAGCCCCUCCCUGGCCAUGUGCUUGGUCAAUGGCUUUCAGCUGCUCUACGUCGCUGAUGCUCUCUGGCACGAGGAAGCCAUCCUCACCACCAUGGACAUCACACACGACGGGUUGGGCUUCAUGCUGGUCUUUGGAGAUGUAGCCUGGGUCCCCUUCACCUACAGCCUGCAGGCCCAGUUCCUGCUGCAUCACCCGCAGACCCUGGGACUGCCCAUGGCCUCCUUCAUUUGCUUCAUCAAGGCCAUUGGUUACUACAUCUUCCGUAGUGCCAAUUCCCAGAAAAACACCUUCCGGAAGAAUCCUUCGGACCCCAGCGUAGCGGGGCUGGAGACCAUCUCCACAGCCACAGGGCGGCAGCUGCUGGUGUCUGGGUGGUGGGGUUGGGUCCGCCACCCCAACUACCUCGGAGACAUCAUCAUGGCUCUGGCAUGGUCCCUGACCUGUGGAACCUCCCACCUGCUGCCCUACUUCUACGUCCUGUACUUCACGGCAUUGCUGGUGCACCGGGAGGCCCGCGACGAGCAGCACUGCCUGCAGAAAUAUGGCUUGGCGUGGGCUAAGUACUGCCGGCAGGUGCCUUAUCGAAUCCUGCCCUGUAUCUACUGAGGCUUGGGGGGAUGUGCUCACUGGGCCACCAGCAGCCACCUGGGCACGCCCAGACUCAAGGGCCUGCCCCCACCAGCCUUGAGCACCACCCAAGGCCAGAGAAUUGGGGUUAGACUGCCUUGGAGAGCGGUGGGUUAGAGUACGGGAAUAAAACGUGCCCCCAAAUCCAUGGGUGGGGGCAGGACUGCUCUCCCUUUAUGGAUAAACAUCUGAACUCUCA
Molecule: messenger RNA, 1738 nt
Organism: Echinops telfairi (small Madagascar hedgehog)
Lineage: Eukaryota; Metazoa; Chordata; Mammalia; Afrosoricida; Tenrecidae
Gene: TM7SF2
Product: transmembrane 7 superfamily member 2
Exons: 9
Coding region: 175-1518 (447 amino acids)
Biological process (GO): sterol biosynthetic process
Cellular component (GO): endoplasmic reticulum membrane; nuclear inner membrane
Molecular function (GO): oxidoreductase activity, acting on the CH-CH group of donors, NAD or NADP as acceptor
Source: RefSeq, a predicted model, not a curated record